Colletotrichum graminicola M1.001 is the source of this 1272-nucleotide messenger RNA. Its product is annotated as Rieske domain-containing protein. The transcript has 2 exons. NCBI's taxonomy places the organism in Eukaryota, Fungi, Ascomycota, Sordariomycetes, Glomerellales, Glomerellaceae. Gene Ontology annotation, molecular function: iron ion binding; 2 iron, 2 sulfur cluster binding. The record is from RefSeq and is a predicted model, not a curated record. The coding region runs from base 1 to 1272 and encodes 423 amino acids.
AUGUCACUAUUCAAGAACUACUUCGGCCUCGGCGGCACCAAGCCUGCCCAAGAAGACAAGACCCCCGUCCGGGCUCUGCCGGCGUCAUGGUACACAUCUCAGGAGAUGUACGAGCUCGAGCGUCGCGCCAUCUUCUCCAGGAAAUGGCUCCUCACAACCCACAAGUCCAGAAUCCCCAACCCGGGCGACUGGAUCCGAUAUGACGUUGCCGGCUACGAUUUCAUCAUCGUCCACGACAGAAAAGGAAACUAUCACGCCAUGCACAACGUCUGCCGGCAUCGCGCCUUUCCGGUCGUCACCAAGGACGAGGGCAACAGCUACACCUUCUCCUGCAAAUACCACGGGUGGUCCUACGGCCUGAGCGGCAACCUGGCCAAGGCCCCCGGCUACCAGGACCUCGCCGGCUUCGACAAAUCGCAGAACAACCUAUUCCCUAUCCACAUGCACAUUGACCGCAACGGCUUCAUCUUUGUCAAUCUCGACGCCGCGGAGACGCCCGAGAUCGCGUGGAACGAUGACUUCCUCGGCAUCGACGAGCAGGAGAGGUUCCAGCAUUACAACUUCGAGGACUACAAGUUCGACCACCAGUGGGAGAUGGAGGGCGAGUGGAACUGGAAGAUCCUGGCCGACAACUACAACGAGUGCUACCACUGCCCUACCGCCCAUCCCGAUAUCCCCUCCAUCGCCGACCUCAACUCGUACUUCGUCAACACCCAGAACGCCUACAUCCAGCACUUUGGCCAGCCCACCGAGGAGCAGAUCGCCAAGGGCUUCCGCGUCGCCGCCACCUACUUUUGGCCAAACGCCUCCAUGAACGUCUCCCCGCACUUCUUCUUCAUCCAGCGCUUCGUUCCCAGCGGGCCCCAAAAGUGCGUGAUGCGAUACGAGGUGUACCGCAACAAGAACUCGAGCGACGCCGACUUCAACGUCAUUAGCGACAUGUACAAGCGCAUCAUGUCCGAGGACAAGUACCUUUGCGCCAACGCCCAGAAGAACAUCAACGCCGGUAUCUUUGUCAACGGCGAGCUGCACCCGGAGAUGGAGAAGGGCCCGCUCUUCUUCCAGAAGACGGUGCGCGAGGUCAUCACCGAGCACUGGCGCAAGGAGCAGCAGGCCGGCGCCGAGAUCUGGCCGGCGCAGCAGAGGCUGCCCAAGAGCGCCGGCGCGACCCAGGAAGACUCGAAGCUGUGCUCGGCCAUCGAGUUCUGCAGCAAGGGCAGUGGCCGGAUGGGCGACAAGGGCAUGUUGCUUGACGAGGCGAUUGCUUUCUGA